GUAAAAUUUUCCAAAACACAGCAGAAUUAUAGUGCGACAGAGCGUGAGUGCCUUGCUGUACUCAGUGCAGUAGAGAAAUUCAGACCGUACAUCGAUGGAGUAGCAUUUACUGUAGUAACCGAUCAUGCCAGCCUCAAGUGGCUGCAAAACCUAAAAGAACCACAUGGAAAAUUGGCUCGAUGGGCAGUUCGACUACAGGCCUUUGACAUCACCUUUGAACAUCGUCCCGGCAAACUGAUGGAUGCCCCAGAUGCGCUAUCGCGUGCCGUAGAUUUGAUUGAAAUUGAACCAAAUACCAAGACAACUGAUUCAUGGUACAAUAAAAUUCGAACUAUCGCCGAAUCUGGCAAAUCUCUAUUCUAUAAAAUCGAAAACGGAUUCGUUUAUCGACGUGGCAAAUAUCAAGCCCACACCGGAGACCGGCUAUGGACACUUUGCGUUCCCACAGAACUGAAACAGGCCGUUCUCAAUGAAAAACACAAUCAAUCAUGCCACAUGGGAUAUUGGAAAACACUAAAUUCCAUUCAACGCGUCUAUUAUUGGAAAGGAAUGCAUGCCGAUAUUUAUGAAUACGUGACAAAAUGUGAAAUUUGUCGUCAAGCAAAACCAUCCAACGAAAACACCCGCAUUCCAACCGGAGAGUACCGCGAUCCGAUUCGUCCAGGCCGAAUAUUGUAUAUAGAUUUCAUUGGCCCAUUGCCAGCUUCAAGGAAAAACGUCACAUGUAUGCCCUCGUAUGCAUUGAUGGGUUCUCGCGAUACGUUUUUACGAAAUCCUUUAUCAGAGCCACCACCGAAAACACGAUCGAAUUCCUUGAAAAAGAGGUGUUAUUCAAAUUCGACACGCCGGAAAUAAUUGUAUCAGACCAUGGCAGUCAGUUCACUAGCGUGGCUUUCCGUCAGUUUCUGGAGAAGUACAAGAUCAAACAUUGUACGACUGGUGUGUAUCACCCACAGACCAACGCGGCCGAAGCUUCAAACAAAGUACUCAAAACUUGCAUUCGCACGCAACUUAUGGAGAGAAAUGAAGAGCAUGUUGAUUGGGCAGAUCAUUUGCCAUUCAUCACGAUGAAAAUGAAUUCAACUCCGCUCACCUCCACACACCACAGUCCAUUUUUCACUCUCAACGGUCGAGAAAGAGCGCAAACCGGCGAUGAACAUACCGUAAUUUUGGAUGCCAACCCGGAAACGGCACAGGCCGACUUCGAGCGAAUGGCAUUGAUUCAUGAGGCCGUGAGUGAUCAAUCCCGCACAAGCUUCGAGGAAAAUCGGCGACGGUACGAUACCCGGGCACGAGUCAGAAAAUUCAAAAUCGGCGAUUCAGUGUAUGUGUUGCAUCGCGAGUUAUCAUCCUCCGUUAAAAAAAUUGCCGGUAAGCUUAAUCCGGUGAAAAAGCAAGCCACCAUCACAAAGAUCAUUGGUAACGACACAUAUGAGCUGAUUGAUUCCCAAAGCAGGCCACUAGGUAAACACAAUGCCAAGGACAUUAUGGUCCGUUAAGGCGAUGAACGAAUACGACAAGCCUUCAUUCAAACAAGCCUACUAUAGUCGUUUACCACAGUCAAAUUCAAAAAAAAAGAAAAGAAAAAAAAAAUAACGAAACCAACAAACCAUAGUCCUAACACUAACGAGAAGAAACCGAUGAAACAGGAAAACAAAAGUUCAUCGCAUACCAGUUCAUCGCUGUCGCUAUACGACAAAUAAAUUGCCACAGCAAACGUUCAUUGUCGAGUCAAGACCAAAAUAUAUUCAUAUAUACCAAAUUGUAUAUAUACGCAGUUCAUGCCACUAUUUGCCGCUGUUUUUUUCCCCCAAAACAAAUGAAUAACAGACCGAUAUCAUUUACACUACACAA
This is a messenger RNA of Sitodiplosis mosellana (orange wheat blossom midge), 1854 nucleotides long. RefSeq lists its product as uncharacterized. The transcript has a single exon. Gene Ontology annotation, molecular function: nucleic acid binding. Gene Ontology annotation, biological process: DNA integration. Lineage: Eukaryota; Metazoa; Arthropoda; Insecta; Diptera; Cecidomyiidae. The coding region runs from base 723 to 1499 and encodes 258 amino acids. The record is from RefSeq and is a predicted model, not a curated record.